AAAGUCACCGGGACCUGAAGUCAGUCUAUCUGGCUAGAAAUCCUCAAGGAGAGGAGGCGGGGUUCAGAGACAAACUGGUCUUAGCUGAUCCGGUCUUCAGCUUCCCGGGCCGGGAGUCGCAGACUGGCCUGGGAGGCCACACCCAGGGCCUGCCAGUCCCGCGCUUUUCCGAGAGCAGUAGGAGUUUCCUGCACGAACUGGUGAAAGAACCAACGUAUGAAUGAUCCUCCUGCCAGGAUGGGGACCCCGGAAUCCCAGGGGUUUGUGCCUUUUACGGACUGCCCCCGCAGCCAGCGGGACCCCGGGUCCUCUCGGUGCGAGGUGGGGCGCGAGACUCCCCUGGCUCCCGGCGCCCGGGAUCCCGCACCAGCGGUGGCCAGCGGAAGCCUGGGCGGCUCCCAGGACUACAGGUCUGAAGGUCCAGCCCUCGGACCACCAGCCAGAGAGAAUUUGGAUUGUGAGUCCUGGGUGCGAGAGAAAGUGCUCUUUCUUCUGCACCCAGAAAGGUGGCUGGGGACUCAAGCGAACCCUGCAGGCGGAGACGUGGUCGGUGAGGAGGAACUUCCCCAGGCGAGCGGAGAGAACCACGACCAGGAACCCGACUGCUCUUCUCUCUUUCAAGGACAAAAGAGAAUUUCUGGCAGGCGAAUUAUCGCUCCUUCUGGAGUUCAGCCGCGAGACCCUGCAGCGCCACCCAAAUCUGUGCUUGUGCGGGUCGUGGAUUAUCAGGCGACGCAAGAAGUGCUGCGGACUGCAUGGACGAAGGGUCGCAUGACCACGAGGACCGAGGAGCACUGCAUGACCGCGGUCACUUUUCGCACCAACAGAGAGUGAGACAUCGGGACCCCUGCCGAACCCCAGGCCCUCCUGAACCCCAGAGGCACCCGGCGUCCACGCAGGGCAUAGAGGAUGUUUUCACCGCCAGCGAGGACCUGAUUCCAGAGCAGAUUACACUGCGCAGAGGAACCUGAGGAAUGUUCCGGCAUCCUGGAUGAGCGAUAAUCCUUGAAAGAAAAUGCUGUUCCGGGGUCCCAAUUUGCAAUUAACCGAUGGGAAGAAACUUGUAAGAGGCUGGCGGGAGCUGCGCUGCAUGGAGGCAGUGGGCGCCCAAAGUAGCUUGAAGAUCUGUAAACCGCAGGACCUCUGUGGCUGAAGUACCGUGAGGUUGUAGGGACCUAAGUCAUUGAGUUCGAUAGAAGGUAUUUUCAAAUUGGCAGAAUGCGGGAGCUUCGAAAUAAGAAAAUCGUUUUAAUUCGCGUUUUGCAAUAGCUCUUUUUUUGUGCCACCUUCGCCUCCCCUUUAAGGCCUAAAAGCUGAAGUGAAGUUUGAGAUCUGCUCCCCAGGA
This is a messenger RNA of Marmota flaviventris (yellow-bellied marmot), 1345 nucleotides long. RefSeq names its product chromosome 6 C6orf141 homolog (gene C6H6orf141). The record is from RefSeq and is a predicted model, not a curated record. NCBI's taxonomy places the organism in Eukaryota, Metazoa, Chordata, Mammalia, Rodentia, Sciuridae.